GGAGCUGAGGAGGAGCUGAAAAUGCAGAUUUAGCAUCAAGCACAGACAUACACUUGCUCUUUCUCUCAGAUACACAGAGCUCCCCACAUUCGCACCUCUGCCAGCGAGCGGGCCUCCUGACCUCACGGCUCCCCCUCCAGCCAGAUGCUGGAGAACACGCAUUGAUUUGCUGCAUUCCAAACCCCUAAUCAAUCUCUCUACACAAAGAUUUCUUUAAAACAAACAAACAAACAAAAAACUACAUAUAUAUUUUUUAUUUGCACCUUCCCUCCGGGUCCCCUGCUCCGUCAGUGUGCGCGCCUCCUAGCACCACUUUUCACUCCUAAAGAAAGAUGAAAGGUGGCUGUGUCUCCCAGUGGAAGGCGGCCUCCGGGCUCCUCUUCUGUGUCAUGGUUUUUGCAUGUGCCGAGAGACCGGUCUUCACGAAUCAUUUUCUUGUGGAGUUGAAUAAAGGAGGAGAGGAAGAAGCUCGCCAAGUUGCAGCAGAACACGGCUUUGGAGUCCGAAAGCUCCCCUUCACUGAAAGCCUGUACCACUUUUAUCACAAUGGCCUUGCAAAGGCCAAGAGAAGACGCAGCCUACACCACAAGCAACAGCUGGAGAGAGACUCCAGGGUAAAGAUGGUCUUGCAACAAGAAGGAUUCAACCGAAAAAAGCGAGGGUAUAGAAACAUCAAUGAGAUAGACAUCAACAUGAAUGACCCUCUUUUUACAAAGCAAUGGUAUCUGAUCAAUACGGGGCAAGCUGAUGGCACUCCUGGCCUUGAUUUGAAUGUGGCAGAAGCCUGGGAACUGGGAUACACAGGGAAAGGUGUUACCAUUGGAAUUAUGGAUGAUGGGAUUGACUAUCUCCAUCCGGACCUGGCCUCAAACUAUAAUGCGGAAGCAAGUUAUGACUUCAGUAGCAACGACCCCUAUCCCUACCCUCGAUACACAGAUGACUGGUUUAACAGUCAUGGGACCCGAUGUGCAGGAGAAGUUUCUGCCGCAGCCAACAACAAUAUCUGUGGAGUCGGAGUGGCAUACAAUUCCAAGGUCGCAGGUAUCCGGAUGCUGGACCAGCCGUUCAUGACAGACAUCAUCGAGGCCUCCUCCAUCAGCCACAUGCCCCAGCUGAUUGACAUCUACAGCGCCAGCUGGGGCCCGACAGACAACGGAAAGACAGUGGAUGGGCCCCGAGAGCUCACGCUUCAGGCAAUGGCUGAUGGCGUCAACAAGGGUCGAGGGGGCAAAGGCAGCAUCUAUGUGUGGGCCUCUGGAGACGGCGGCAGCUACGACGACUGCAACUGCGACGGCUACGCCUCCAGCAUGUGGACCAUCUCCAUCAACUCUGCCAUCAACGACGGCAGGACGGCCUUGUACGAUGAGAGCUGCUCCUCCACCUUGGCCUCCACCUUCAGCAACGGCAGGAAGAGGAACCCCGAGGCUGGAGUGGCAACCACGGAUUUGUAUGGCAACUGCACUCUGAGGCAUUCCGGGACAUCUGCAGCUGCUCCUGAGGCAGCUGGAGUGUUUGCACUGGCUUUAGAGGCUAACCUGGGUCUGACCUGGAGAGACAUGCAGCAUCUGACUGUGCUCACCUCCAAACGGAACCAGCUUCAUGAUGAGGUUCAUCAGUGGCGACGGAAUGGGGUUGGCCUGGAGUUUAAUCACCUCUUUGGCUAUGGGGUCCUUGACGCAGGUGCCAUGGUAAAAAUGGCUAAAGACUGGAAAACCGUGCCGGAGAGAUUCCACUGUGUGGGAGGCUCUGUACAGGACCCUGAGAAAAUACCAUCCACUGGCAAGUUGGUGCUGACCCUCACAACCAAUGCAUGUGAGGGGAAGGAGAAUUUCGUCCGCUACCUCGAGCAUGUCCAAGCUGUUAUCACAGUCAAUGCAACCAGGAGAGGAGACCUGAACAUCAACAUGACUUCCCCUAUGGGCACCAAGUCCAUUUUGCUGAGCCGGCGUCCAAGGGAUGAUGACUCAAAGGUGGGCUUUGACAAGUGGCCUUUCAUGACCACCCACACUUGGGGGGAAGAUGCCCGAGGAACCUGGACCCUGGAGCUGGGGUUUGUGGGGAGCGCACCCCAGAAGGGCAUGCUGAAGGAGUGGACACUGAUGCUGCAUGGCACACAGAGCGCCCCUUACAUUGACCAGGUUGUGAGAGAUUACCAGUCCAAGCUGGCCAUGUCCAAGAAGGAGGAGCUGGAGGAAGAGCUGGAUGAAGCUGUGGAGAGAAGCCUGAAAAGUAUCCUGCACAAGAACUAGCGUUGCACCCUGGCCUCCACCACCUCUCUCCCUCCCCCAUCUCUGCCUCUCUGUCUUCGCUCCACACUGUCAGGCACCUAGCAAUUACUGUCACUCCCACACAAGCGAUUCCAACUUCUUGAUCUGAAGCUUCACUCACUGUCAAUGAUUAUUUUCAUUACAAUGGAAGCAAUCUUUUUUAUUCUAUGCCCCAAAUACAGUGUUCCCACCAACACCUAUGUUCUAUUUGUGACUAAGUUCUUUAUUUGUGUCAUUCAAAUAGGUGAUAUCCUGCAAACAAAACUGGGACAACUUUCCCCCCAAUUUUUUUUAUAUCUGGGAAGAGAAGAGAAUGCUUUUAAAAAGCUACGUGCAAUGACUCCCAAGAACAUUUAUUCAUGGUCUCAACUGAGAACCUGUUACAUAAAAAGAAAAUCAAAGAUUAUGGCCAAGGGUGAGCUCUGAAUCUCUUAAAGCACAGGAGAUGCUGCAAAUGCUUUGGGGAAAGAUGGUUUGAACUUAGCAAGAUUUUUCAGUGACGUAGAUGAAGAUGGCGUGAUUCGAAAGGUGCCAUCCACGAGAGCCCUAAUUACUGGAGGGGGAAGAAAGAGUCAAAAAGCAUAAGCAUUGAAAAUCUUACCACCAACAUCAUAACUCAUUCUACUCAGCCAGCAUGACAAAUAUAAAAUCUAAGUAGAUUGGCUGUCCUUUCACCAGCGGCUGCUCUAAGUUAUGGUAAAACCUGCUAGAGAAGCCCAAAUUACUCUAGGUUUGUAUAGAGUUCACCUCAGCCCCAAUUUUCUGGGGUUUCUCACAUAGUUGUACAAAAGGAAAGAAUGCAAGGCAGGUCUGGCAACACAUUGUAGUAUUUUUUAACCCAGGAACAUUCUUUUUUCCUAUGUCAUUUUGGGGCUUCUUAAUCUGAUGUAAGCAGGAAGGCAAGGUGAGUCUUUUGACAGUUUUCCACACAUGAACUUGGGCUUUGAUUUCUAAAACAUAUGAUUAGAGGGCAAUAUCAUAGUCCGUCAUGUUGUGAUUUCUUUGAUGUGUUAGGGAAAUGGCCUCUGUUCUGGCAGAGGUGUGUGAAGGGUGAAGGGGGUGUGUCUGAAGAUGUGAGCUGCCAUCUUCACAAGGACUUCCUUUUGUAUGGAGCUUUUCUGUCGACGUGGGGAAUGCCAACUCAUGCCCAGUAACUUGAGGCCUGAAGGAAGCAAGAGGGAACCUCAGUGGGGAAAGCACACAGUUAACAUCUUGGCAACUAAGCAAUUCAUGAGGACGUUUAACAUGCAGCCCAAAGCUAAUAACAUUCAUUUUCCCUAUCAAUCCCCAAAGACACCACACCAUUUCAUCACCAAAUAGAAGUGCUUUCUGACCUGCUGUCACUUUGUUUUCCUACUUAUUGGCUCUUCAUCCCCCAUUCCAAUGCCCACUCAUUCCCAAGAAAUGAUUUGUUUGUUUGACUUGAUUCCCAAGCACUGAUCAACCAUUUCUGGCUACAUUUCUCUCUUCCCCUGGGAGAACAUAAUUAAGCCUGGAGUUCCUUUCUUGAAGCCAGCAACAACAGAGCACUAGGUUCCAUUCCCCGAAGAUGGCAACUUUAGAUGAAAAGUCUGGAAAAUCCAUUUUCUUUCUUUUUUCCCCACGUUGGAAUAAAUUUCUGUCUUCUCUAACACCA
Messenger RNA from Hipposideros armiger (great roundleaf bat), 3903 nucleotides. RefSeq names its product proprotein convertase subtilisin/kexin type 2 (gene PCSK2). The record is from RefSeq and is a predicted model, not a curated record. The transcript has 12 exons. Gene Ontology annotation, molecular function: serine-type endopeptidase activity. Lineage: Eukaryota; Metazoa; Chordata; Mammalia; Chiroptera; Hipposideridae. Gene Ontology annotation, cellular component: membrane; neuron projection. The coding region runs from base 333 to 2249 and encodes 638 amino acids. Gene Ontology annotation, biological process: peptide hormone processing.